AUGGCGUCGAACCCAGCCCAGUCGUUCGUCCUGAGGCCGGUGCCUCAGAGUGAUCGCCGGCCAAAGAACCUGGGUGAAUUCAUCGCACGCGUAAAUGCCGACCGAGGUUUUCGAAAUGUCACAGAGGAGAGCCUGCGCAAAGAGAUGGAGGCAGAGGCAGAAGCGAAUGGCAUCCUGGAGUCGAAAGAAGUCGACAUGGCCAAUGGCGAGGGCGCGGAUGGUGACGGCGACGGGGAAGGAAACAAUGCUGAGGACGACGAAGGCGCAGACCAGGUUGGGAUCGAGGACCUGCACCAGGCGAUUGGAGAUGUGCGACUCCAUGCCGAGACCGCGCACCAGAAUGCCAUGCUCGCCCUCGACUUCGUCUCAUUGCUGAUCACAAAGGAGAACCCAAGACCAGCCCAAGAUACGGUCUCCCCAGCACUCCGAGAUCUCGUCGGCAUUGGCAGCCUCGGCGCAGACAAACUAGCUGCUUCAAAUGUCACACCUCAGCGUCUGCUGGAUCAUAAGUUGGUAGCCACGGGCUGGAAGUUGACAGAUAUCGACAGGGCGGUGAACUCUGUUCUCACAUCCGCCUCUCGGUUGCAGAAAGAAAUUAGUGUCGAGACCAAAUACUGGGCCGAGGUCCUCGCAGUCAGUGAGAAAGGCUGGGCUGUCACACGCGUUCCCAACGAGCCAGAGACCCUUGGUGUCAGGUAUGGCUUCUCGGAGGCUGCGCCCGGAUUCCGAAAUACAAGCCUCGCGCCGAUGAGACGCGGUGACGACGGCACCGUCGACCUGGACUGUGGGAAAAUGCUUGGUGAAUCCCAGCGUCUACUCGUCACUUUCGAGAAGAACCACCGGAUCGUCGGGCGGUCUUUGCUCCCAAGACCGCUUCCACAAGAUGCACCGUUGGAGGAGAGGGUUCUCGAAGCCAGGAACACCAUCUUCGCGCAGGAAUUGUGGCAUGAGAUGAAUCGCGAGGGCCGCCUGCUACAGGCUUACGGUGUUCGGCUCGAGAAUGACGCGCUUUCAUAUACUCUGAAUGGCGAUAUUCGGAUCGUCUUUAGUCUACAGCCACUUGAACGAGCCGUUGAGGAGGGCGCUUCGGAAACCCUUCCAGAAGACUACCGUGCCGAAUCUCUGAGCUCGGCUCUGCACCAGUUGUUGACCUAUGCGCAUCGCAUCAACAACCAGAGGCGAUCGCGCCCUGAUUCCAAGAACAGAGACCAAUCCACGACAAUGUCGCCAUAUCCUCUCCUACGUCCCGUCCUCGCCAAUCUUCAGCACGAAACAUCUAUCGACGAUGCCACGCGCUUCAUUUCGGAUUUGUCGACCAUCUUGCACUCCGCAGGGAUCGCCACAGUGAAUUUUAAACUGGUCGAACCGCCCAUCUCCUUGGAUCUGGCCUCGACAAAUGGGUCUCCGUCAGAGGCCCUCAUCCAAGCACUCUUCGGGCCCUUGGAGCUUCAGUAUGAACUGAACAUCACACCAGAGUCUCGACUUCUUAUUCACUGCAAAACAGUCAUGGGCAACGUCAUUGCGACACCCUACCACGUCUCCAUCCUACCGCCGGCGCAGGGAGGCACAAACCCUCUUUCAAAAGCAUACCCUCCAGUUCACCUUCAGGGCGAGGGAUACACACUACGCGAUCUCAAAUACUACCUGCAACAAGCCGUUGCGCGGGUCCUGGUCGACCGUGCCAGCACUAUUGUGUUGACUGCCAGAGCACCGUCGCCGAGCGACGAGGACGAGCUGCCAAUCGUAUGGGCAAAGCACAUCUCCGGGGUCGCCCUCGAGAACAGCAACGACGCUAGGGAACAGUUGCGCUUUGAAGUCAUCCUCUCGAAGCUCGGUCACCCCGAGCUGCACCUCUUUGGGAGUUGGGUCGUCGACCAGCCCAAGCCUGCGACUAGGACUUGGACUUGGACGGUCGGCGAUGUCAAGCAGGGGCUGAAGAAGGAGAGCAUCGAGCAGGUUCUACGUAAUGUCGUGGCUCGCGUGGCUCAGCCUUUGCCUUGA
This is a messenger RNA of Diaporthe citri, 2001 nucleotides long. RefSeq lists its product as uncharacterized. Gene Ontology annotation, molecular function: transcription coregulator activity. NCBI's taxonomy places the organism in Eukaryota, Fungi, Ascomycota, Sordariomycetes, Diaporthales, Diaporthaceae. The transcript is spliced from 2 exons. Gene Ontology annotation, cellular component: mediator complex; core mediator complex. The record is from RefSeq and is a predicted model, not a curated record. Gene Ontology annotation, biological process: regulation of transcription by RNA polymerase II. Bases 1 to 2001 code for a protein of 666 amino acids.